This is a messenger RNA of Acaulospora colombiana, 558 nucleotides long. Lineage: Eukaryota; Fungi; Glomeromycota; Glomeromycetes; Diversisporales; Acaulosporaceae. The record is from the annotation of a GenBank genome assembly.
AUCGUACCGCCUGCGGUCAUCCGGCCUGGUGUAAGAAGGAACACGUUACCGAUGCCAGUAGCGGUUCCUCCCGCUCCUGUGGCUGGGUAUGAAGUUGAGGAAAAGGAAGAGGAAGAGAUUCGACCUGAGGAAAGUGGGAUUCAGGCUAUAUUGCAGAAUAAAGAGCUUUUCUUUGAAUUUAUGGACGAGUUUUUCGCGAGAAAAGGUUUUAAUGUUCGUCCUCGUGAAGAAGUCCGACACGUUGAACCGGAACCCGAGGUGAUCGAUGGACCAUUUGAACCUAUCUCUCCUCCAGCAAGGGAGCCGCCAGAACAAGUACACUCUGAUCCCGAGGAACCUACAUACAUGGAAGAGCCAGAAAUAGAGGAAGAAGAACCGGAACCACAAAGAGUACCAACACCACCUCCCAUAGUCCCUCCUGCCGUCGUGCGACCUCCACCAAGAAGGAUACCACCGGCUUUCACGGCUCCAGCUGAAAAGCACAUAGAUUACCCUCCUAUGGAAGAGGCGGAUCAGAGUAUACUUGUUCUGGCGGCUCCCUUGCUGGAGGAGAGAUAG